Pieris macdunnoughi is the source of this 6456-nucleotide messenger RNA. Lineage: Eukaryota; Metazoa; Arthropoda; Insecta; Lepidoptera; Pieridae. The record is from the annotation of a GenBank genome assembly.
AUGGAUGGAUCAAGCCUGGACAUUUAUAAAUACAGACGCGGUAAAGACAAGCAAUGCAUCUUAAUAAACCCGCUCGCCAGCGGACGUUACUCGGAAGACGUCUCACAAAAUAUUGUAAUAGAAGUGGACGAACAGAAACGACAAAAAAGAUACGCGAUACUACAAGAGCCCAAAUCUGACAUCACCACAAACCGAUUGCGUUAUUUCUUACUUAUUUAUUCUAAUCCAAUAUGGAAUGUUUUUAUUUUGUCCGUAAUAUUCGCAUCCUACAUGUUUGAUACAUGUCUUUACACCUUUUUUCGUGUGGAACAAAGACCUUUGUGGGUUGUUAUUAUGCUUAUUUGCUUUAGCUUCAUUUUUAUGAUCGAUGUCAGUGUUCUGUUUGGCUUGAAAUUCUUCCGGCAGUGGCGUAAGACAUUGAACAUUGUCGAGCCUUGUACUGAGAGAGUCAUCUUUGAUAUCAUUUUGGCAAUGCCAUAUCCGUUUCUGUAUUUUCUCAGAAAAGAAGUAUUUAUGGAUAUUCAUGCUAUUUCUCCAAUCAUUGCGACCGUUAGGGCUUACAGAAUAAUAGAGUUUUCCUAUAACAAAUCUUCCCAAGCAGGAACUAAUCAAUGGACCACAUUUUUGGCCCAAUAUUUAGUUCUAUUUCUGCUCUCCGUACAUUCGUAUACGUGUGUGUGGUAUCUGUUUUCAUAUAGAUCAUUUGACGUUCAUAAAAUUCGCACCUCCUGGUCAAUUGGGGCAAUUUACUUACCGACUGAAACUGUCCUAGAUUGGCAUUUUGUAUGUGCCUACUGGUCUGUGAUGAUCUUAACAACCAAUUCUUUGGGAGAUCUGUAUCCGGUAUCAACAUUAGAAAGAAUAAUAGCAACGCUCGCAAUUUUAUUAGGCUUCUUCAUUACAACAAUAGUCUUUGUCGGUUCAUUAACUUCACAAUUUAUUACUAUCACAACGAGACGAUCCAAAUAUGUACGCAAAUUGAAGAGAAUUCAGAACCAUCUGGCGUUGAUACAUAUGGACGAAGAUACAACAAAACGUGUUCUCAGAUACUACGAGGAUCUUUGGUACCAAAAGUCUGGCGUGUUUAAGCCAAAGCUUAUAAAGCUACUGCCAGCGCCUUUGUUGAUGGAAAUAUGUUACGACCUGAAUGCAGUACCUUUGUAUAGCUCUCUAGUAUUCAGGCAAUUGCCAGAGCCUUUCCUAAGAAGGCUUUCAUUAGCGAUGUGUCAUCAAUUCUAUCUGCCUGGCGAUAUUGUUUACAAUCACAACCAAAACAAAAGUUUCAUGAUUUGUAUCACAAAUGGGGUAAUCGAACUACUGUCAGAUGAGGAUGAUGAAAGUCCUAUGAUAUCGUUUGGUAAAGGCACGUGCAUUGGAGAAAUAUCUUUGGCGUUUAAUGUACCAGCGAGAUGUACCGUUAAAGCGGCGACCUAUGUUGAAUGUCAGAUCCUCAAUCACACCGAUUUCAUCAAACUAAUGAUCACCUACCCCGAUAUAAGCGUACAAAUAAGGAGUGAAAUGUUGGAAAGAAUUGGAAGAAGCCACACAAGGAAAAUGAAACAGCAUUCGAAACCACCUCUGACAUUAAAUAUAUACGCUUCGAAAGAUCAAAAGAAAAGUAGCAUAAAACGCUUGAAAGAUAAACUAAGGUUUCUGCAAGGUUUUACAGAAGAUAACGGUAUUGAUACUGACCUGGACGAGAGCUGUUUAGAUCUCUACAUCCUAUCCGAACAUAUCAAGAAGCGAUCCACUGUAUUCACUUGCGUUAGCGGAAACUUUCCUUGGAUUCUAGAAGCCAACUGCCAUUUGGUGAAAUACUGGCAGUUAUUUAUGCUCUUUAUAGUAUUCUAUAUAUGCAUAGUCUAUCCGUAUUUUAUCGGAUUUGAAAGGGAAUUUCCUGGCGGCAUGUUUUUUUAUACCGAAAUAUGUAUUACGAUAUCGUUGAUGUUAAAUGUAAUCAUGUCAAUCGUGACCGCCGUGAAGACUAAGAAAAAAUAUAUCAAAAACUUUACCGGCAUAUUAAAUUACCGUAUGAAUACACUUGGAUUUUAUAUGGAUUUAGUGUCGCUGAUACCUUUUGAGUAUAUUGUGACAAUUCAUACGAAUGUGGGGUAUUUGGAUACGCAUAGAAACCAUCUAUUUUAUAUGUGUAAGGGUGUGAAGCUUUGUCUGGUCUGGAGAAUAUCUAGUUUCUUUGAAGAGUUGGAGAAGAAAGUUAUGUCGAAUACAAUCAUUGUUAAGAUUGCAAAAUAUUGUGUAUACAUCGGAUUGCUAUGCUAUUGGUCAGGAGUCAUAUUGUAUAUGGAAUCUUGCUUCGUGAAUAGAUGUUCGCAACAUUCGUGGUUUGCGAGAGCUUUGAUUCGUGAAGAUCAAAGGCAUGGUGUGAUGUCUACAAAAACCAAGUACCACGUCUUGACUUCGAUAUAUUUCGCAACAACAAUACUCCUUUCGGUGGGUUAUGGUGAUUUUAAUCCUGGCGAUAAGCAGGACAUGGGAUUUAUUGCGUUUCUAAGUUUAUACGGAGUCCUAUUGACAGGAUAUUGCGUUUCCGAAUUUUCAGCUGUUGUUACACAUUGGGCGAGAACAAAAACUGCAUUUCUAGAAGUGAUCCUAACAAUAGAUAGAUUUAUGAAAGAAAAUAAUAUGCAUUCAGCAAUAAAAUCAAGAAUAAUGUCGUUCUAUGAACUACAAUGGCAAUAUAAUUCAGGUGUCGAAUUAACUGAUGAAAGUUGGCUCAAGAAAACCGUUGUACCAACUGAGUUACGAAAGAAAGUGCUUCAUCAAGCUAGGUUCAAGACGCUUACGUCAAUACAGUUCUUUCAAGUGAAAAAUAAAGCUUACAUACACACGUUGACUGAGACCGCAAGGGACAUAAUCCUACCUCCCGGGGAGAUAGUGUACUACGGUGGGACCGUUACAAGGGAGCUGUAUAUAAUUGAGAGCGGCUACUGUAUCGUCACGUCCAAAGAACUGAGGGAAACGCGAAGGGAACGUGUCAUCGGCCCCGGGAAUCAUUUGGGAUUGCUUGUGCUUUUGUAUGGAGUGCCUGCUGUUAGCACUAUAAUUACUUUAACACAUUGCAAAUUAAUUAGCAUCGGCCACUUCGCGUAUACUUCAGCACUGAAUUUGUUUCCUGACAUGAAGGAGCAUGAGGGUUUACUGACAUCAGACGAGUUGCAUAGCAUAGAACAACAAGCGAAAUCACAGAAUACAGACGCAUAUUUAAAACACUACAAUGUGCUGGUGGGAAAGCGUUUGUCGAGUUUACUAACGAAUGCAUUGCAAGAUUUUUUUAAUGAUUCAUUUAUAAAUGUGAAAAAAUACUACCAACGCAAAAACGAAAGUUAUCUUAAAUCUUUUCAAGAAUUUCACAUCCUGAACACCAUCUCCCCAUACCUGUUGCUCCCGAUCGCUAUCAAACCUGAUGGCACUUUCUUAAAAACCUGGGCAUUUAUACGAGUUAUAACGGCAUAUCUUCUUAGUUUGCUAAUUCCGAUUGUAGUAUGUAUGGCUCCGAUGUGUGGAAGUUUUAAUAUAAUUAUGAUAACACUGGAAGCUAUAUGCUAUGUAGACUUAUAUAUAAUGCUGCAUGUAGCUUAUUACGGCUCAAAGAAUCAGCUUAUUUACCAUCCAUACUUAACUGCGAAGAACUACUUAACGAGAUCCUUUGCAAUAGACUUCCUAACAUGUUUUCCUUGGUAUCUGUGUUGGAAGUUAUUUGUUCCUAAACAUAACGAGAGUCAUACCGAUGAAGAUCAUGGCGUAAAUUCGCACUUUUACCAUUGCAUUUUCCGAAUGGUCAAUAUACUUCAGAUAUACAAGCUGUAUGCUGUUUUUUGGGCUGAAUCGAUUGGCGCAUUAAAAAGGGCAUAUUUAAUGAGCGUGGUACAAUUUCUGCUCCUAACAUUGUUCUUUUUAAACCUAUAUGCUUCGAUACUUAUAACUAUGUCCUGCCGAUUCAUAGUGGCAUACGACCAGGAAGACUUCAUCAGACGCCUAGAAAGUCUACCUGGACCUUUUAUGGAAACGGUUUUUAAUCCUGGCGGGAAUAUGGUUUGUAAUUUCGGCUCUUGGAUUGACAGUGCGAAGAUUUUCAAAGCCAAAUAUCUAACGCCUAAAAAAGUAUACCUAUUAAGCUACUAUUGGUCAGCCGCGAGUUUCACCGGCGCCGGCUUCGGUGACAUCACUGCCCAAGAUACCGCCCACAUGCUCCUUUCGAUUUGCAUCAACGUACAUGGAGUUUUGUUCUUCGGAUACGUUUAUGCUCGAAUUGCAUCUCUCAAAGCCAUGGCGGAUCAGGUCAUAACAAAGUUUCAAGAGAAUCUCAAACACAUUGACUUGUUCAUGGCCAGGGAAAAGGUGCCAUUCAUUUUAAAGAAAUCAAUCAUUGAUUAUUGGAAAUACCAAUGGAAAAGAACCGGCGGCUGGUCGCACCAGAAAAUAUUGGGUAAACUGCAUGCCAACUUAAAUGAAGACGCGGUCUUGUUCAUGUACGAAAAGACACUGCGAGAGAUACCGUUAUUUGAAGCUGUCGAGUAUUCAUUCUUUAGAGCUUUCGCUAAGAAGUUGAAGGAGCGGUAUUUUCAAAAAGGCUACAUGAUCAUGCGAUCUAAUGAGGUCAUCAAGAAUAUGUACAUUAUUUAUCGCGGGAAGGUGGAUAUUAUAACCGACGAUAAUGAAGUGGAGGCGUGCAUGGGUCCGGGAGGUAUAUUUGGAAAUAUAAAAGGCGCUUCUAAGUACCUAACAAUGUCUAAUAUAACGGCCUCUAGAAAUUUAGACUUAUUGUACAUUGAAGGACACGAUUUCUUUACACUACUUAAGAGUUAUCCCAAUGUUUUAAGAAAGGUCAAAUAUUCUGUGGACACAGCACGAAAAGAUUAUGUUUUGCCAACAAUUUUAUCGGCGAGGACAAGCCGGGAGCUUGAAACUUACCCACUUUCAUAUGAAGUUGAAGAAGAAGAGGACGAAAAUGGAAUUGAGCCGAAUUUGUUUUUAGAAAGUCCAGACAAAAGCAUUGCAGAAUCGCACGGUUCGCGUUCUAUUGCUUCAGGAUAUAGCGCGGAUUAUACAUCAGCGAUUACAUUAAUAUUUCUGCCGCAUAGAUGGUUCCGGAGCAGUAUAAUUCCCGACAGCAAAUGGGUUACUUUUGUUGAUUAUCUCGUAUUAAUAGUCGCGUACGCAGACUUCAUGAUAUUGAUAUAUCAAAUGGCGUUUCUAUCGAACACGUAUUUUUUCAACAUCUGCGUCGUGUCCGAUGUUAUAUUCUUCUACAAAACCUUUCUGGAUAUUCACAGUGGUUAUAUGAAUCGAUAUGGGGAAUAUAUUUUGAAUUAUAGAAAGGUCCGUCACAUGUACUUUUCAAAAGUCUACCUACGUCGACGAGAUUUUCUAGCUAAUCUGCCAAUAUCCUACUUAGCAUUCGCAGUGAAUCUCACACCAACUAUGCAAAAUGCACUAUUUUGCUAUCUGAGGACCCCACAGCUUUUUCGCAUAACGUAUUUAUUUACCUACCGUCAGCAUAGGAAAAUAAAUAUUGGGACUGCUAAUUUGUUACUUAAGUUGACAACAAUUGCAAUAUGGGCCUCGAUAUUAUCGCAUAUAAACGCGUGUUUGUUUUUCAAAUUGUCUUGCCUCACACCUGUGCAUUGUACGUCAGCCAACUGGAUGUCGAAGCCUGAGCUAAAUCUACGCGCUAAGUAUGCUGAGAAAAACUAUUUCCCUCUUUACGUUGCGUCACUGUGGUACAUAAUAAAUUUGCUUACAAUCACUGGAACAGGUGAUGUGUCGUCACAAAAUGAUUUCGAAGUUAUCGAAACCGUUUUCAUCACUAUAGUUAUUAAAUUUUGUACAGACUGUAUAAAUUCAAGUACAAAGAAAGACCGAGUGGAGCAAGGCCAACUCAGGUCUGGACUUAAAUCGAUUUCUGUACGCUCAAACCAGGCUUCAGUAGGUCAUGGCUCUUCUGCAGCUCAGACACUGCGUCGAACUAUGCCAAAAUUAGUGACGAGGCUACCAUUUCGUCUGCGUUGUCAAAUAAUGCAAGCGGUAUAUGGCAGCCACAUUAGAGAGUCCGUGAUAUUCAGUAAGACGGACGAUGACUUCAAACGAAUGUUAUGUAUGUGGCUGAGGCAUUGUGUGUUUUUCCCCGGGAAUUAUAUUGUGCAAUGUGGGGAUGCCGAUCAAUGUAUCUACUUCAUCCAUAGGGGAGAGGUAGAAGUAUUGACGGUACAUCCAAAUUUGACGGAAUCAAUUUAUGACAUAUUAGGACCCGAAGAUAGUUUUGGCGUCGCACAGGGUCUAUUUGUUGGAGUUGCACACCAUUUCUCCUUUAGAGCGCGCACAGUAGUAGACAUCGUGUACUUAAAGUUAGAAGAAUGGAAGUAUCUACUAGACUUCUACCCAAAGUCGGCGAAAUUAGUACAACGGAAAGUAGAAAAUGUUUAUUUAGCGAUUUAA